AUGGCUGAUAUUCCUUUCCCCGGUGGAGCUCGAGGAGCUCCAGCAUACGGUAUCGCCUCAGGCCAACGUCGUUCCUCCUACGCCUCCGUCGUGUCCGGCAACGCCCUUUCCCCCCAAUAUCAGGCUCAUUUUCCCAUCUACUCAACUCAAACCCUGUAUCCUCCUACCCAUCAUAUUCUCAGCCUGACGCCCCUCUCCAUCGGGCCUCGUCCGGUUUGGAUGCCGCAGAUAUGCAUCUCAACUCAGCCUGGAGGGCCUCUACCUCCCCAGAUUCGCUCCCAGCAUACUCUCGCAACCCUGGCCGACGGGCCAUCCUUCUUCACCCCAUCCUACCUCCGUCACUCCCGAUACAUAUCACGUCUCGACGCCGCCCAGCGAGCGAAGACAGCUACCCAACAUCGUGAUGCCUCCUCCACAUCUACAUCGAACCCUCCACUAUCUACCUCCUCAAGCCAUGUGCACCUCCAUCGCAUGGCCCCUUCCCAUCGUGGGAUGACGUAUGAUCUCAUCGAAAAGGAUCCCCCGUCUCCCGCCGACCACAUUAGCCCAUUACCCACCCAGUGGAAUGCAUUUGACAAAUAUGCCAAUCUAGAACUAUCAAACGAUGGUUUGGAUGUGAAAUACACUGGUCCAGUACACAAGCAUGAUCACGAGGCUGCUGCGCUGCGCGCCGACAACCCCAUGCCACCGCAGUGCGGAAUUUACUAUUUUGAAAUAAAGAUUGAAGCCAAACCCAAAGAAGGCAUGAUCGGGAUAGGAUUCUCGAGUCCCAAAGCAUCGGUUGAGAGACUUCCCGGUUGGGAGCAGGAAUCUUGGGCAUACCAUGGAGACGAUGGAAAGUCGUUUUUUGGUGAAAGCCAAGGACAAGGUCGGCCGUAUGGGCCGACUUUUGGCGUUGGUGAUACUGUCGGAUGUGGGGUCAAUUUCUCCACAGGGCAGGCCUUCUUCACAAAGAAUGGAAGCUUUCUAGGAUAUGCAUUUCAUGAAUUGCGCAAUGUUAAGCUAUAUCCAUCGGUGGGGAUGAAGAAACAGCCCCCAGUACACUUGAAAGCGAACUUCGGUCAACAGCCAUUCGUCUUUGACAUUGAUGGCAUGGUUGAUCAAGAGAGACAUGACAUCGAUAACCAAAUCAGAACUACAAAUACAGAUAGCUUGCAACCUCCACUGGAUGAAACAGCUCUACUUCAGGAAUUGGUCGCUCAAUUUUUGGCUCAUGAUGGCUAUGUGGAGACUGCGCGGGCUUUCGCAGAAGAGGUUGCCACUGAAACUGCAGCUCUCCAGAAUGGACAUGACGAACCGUUGAAGAAGUACGAAGUGGAAGAGGACCGCGAAGCUAUUAAUAGGAACAGAAUCAGGGCGGCUAUCCUCGACGGCGACAUUGACAAAGCUCUGAAACAUACGAAUGCCUACUAUGCCAAUGUCUUAGAAGAUUUCCCCCACAUUCACUUCAAGCUCCGGUGCCGCAAGUUCCUCGAAAUGAUGCGACAGUCAAAUGAACUCUCUGCAGCAGCAACAAACGCAACCCAAAAACGCCGACAAUCAGGAUCACAAGGCAUCCCAGGCACAAAUGCGGUCUUCGAUCAAGAGAUGGAACUCGACGGCGGCGAAGACUGGGAUGCAGAUGGCAUGGUCAUCGGAGAGACCGAAGAAGCGGCUGCGGCAGUAGCUCAGUUCAACGAACUUCUGACUGAGGCCGUUCAAUAUGGUCAACAACUACGCAUGGACUAUCCGUCCGACGAGAAUGGCGGAGAUAAGAAGACGCUGGAGGACAUCUUCUCUCUAGUUGCAUAUCCAGACCCUAACCAUUCCAGGCACGGGCAUUACUUAGACCCCGAGGGACGAGUAGCAGUGGCAGAGGAACUGAACUCGGCCAUUCUUGUCUCACUUGGGAAAUCUUCGUCUGCUGCUUUAGAGAGACUCUAUCAACAAACAGAGGUUCUCGUUAACGAGAUCAGCGAAGACGGCGGCGCUGGGGCGUUCAUUAAUGUUCGGAAACUAGCAUUUCCUUGA
Penicillium angulare is the source of this 2010-nucleotide messenger RNA. RefSeq lists its product as uncharacterized. NCBI's taxonomy places the organism in Eukaryota, Fungi, Ascomycota, Eurotiomycetes, Eurotiales, Aspergillaceae. Gene Ontology annotation, cellular component: cytoplasm. Gene Ontology annotation, molecular function: protein binding. Gene Ontology annotation, biological process: cytoskeleton organization; cell surface receptor signaling pathway. Bases 1 to 2010 code for a protein of 669 amino acids. The transcript has 7 exons. The record is from RefSeq and is a predicted model, not a curated record.